AUGACAAGCAAUAGCGGAACUACUAGCACUGGCAAGAGUGUCAUGUCUCCAGGGACCAGUGGGAACGACAGAAGGAACUGUAGUGUCGAUGCCAUUCUCUCCAACAUAUUCCGGUCUUUUCAAUCCACUUCGGGCCUCCUACCUGGCUGUAGCAAGAAGGACUGUUCGAUCAACUGGAACGCCAUGUUUAUACCCACUGCGGCUGCUGCUCCCAAUCAGACUACGACAACAGAUAAAUCCUCUUUUUCUUGGUUGUCCUCGCUCGACUAUGUCAAGUCCAUCAGUAUCGACAUGGCUCUGCCACCACAGUCAUCCACCACUACCAGCAAUACCAGCAGUGCGACCACAACGGGUCCAUCGUAUUCUCAGGGAAUGUACGAGCGAUUUGGAAAUUUCUCCGAAGUCUUGGCGGAAACGCGCAUCGCAUCCUCGAUUACACAGCAACUCGAAGAAAGUUUGACGAGUUUCAUGACAGAUACCCUCCGAGUGACCACUACGGGAGUCUUUGUGGGAGCCGUCGUGGGAGCUGCCGUAGCUACCGGUGUCAUGGUGGGAAUGAUGGCGGCGAUGGGAGCCAUGGCGAGUUCGGAGUAUGUUCCUUGGAUAUACCGGAAACUAUCCAGUCUGUUGUUGACUGCAAGACCACCCAGCAACUCACAUGAUUCACCAUCACCCAAGCCACCAAAAGAGGCAAAAGAAAAGAAACCGGCAUCCGAUGAAUCUUCGUCUGCCUCUUCGGAUUCAUCAGCAGUAUUGAUAGCAUCAUCCUCGACAUCCACGGCAGUUGCCAAUGGUCCUUUGGUUAUUCUCCAAGGACAUCCAGCAUGUGCUGACACCACCACGACAUCCGCCAAGGAUCAAUGUCUCUCUUGUCUGGAACAGCUUGCUGCCAAUUUGAGAAACCAAAGCCUGGCAUGGCAGGACAUUUGUCGACUGACUGUAUACCUGGUAUCUGGGAAAUGUGACGCCUCGACAUUUCGUGCUGCCUUGCAACAUCACCUCUCGUCAUUGUUGUCCAACACAAGCAACCAAGAGCCUCUCGUCACUAUACUGUUUGUACAACAACUGGAAUCAGAGAAUGCCGUGAUACAAGUAGAAGCAAUGGCUUCCAAAGGAAACAAAAUAAUAAUAUGA
Molecule: messenger RNA, 1134 nt
Organism: Seminavis robusta
Lineage: Eukaryota; Bacillariophyta; Bacillariophyceae; Naviculales; Naviculaceae
Source: the annotation of a GenBank genome assembly